Messenger RNA from Penicillium canescens, 297 nucleotides. RefSeq lists its product as uncharacterized. The coding region runs from base 1 to 297 and encodes 98 amino acids. The record is from RefSeq and is a predicted model, not a curated record. The transcript has 4 exons. Lineage: Eukaryota; Fungi; Ascomycota; Eurotiomycetes; Eurotiales; Aspergillaceae.
AUGCACACGAUUAUCACUAUUCGGACGACGAGUCAUUCCACCACCCUUCUUGGCCUAAACGCUGGACUCAUCCGGAGUUUAUGGUUUCUCAUGAUGAACGCCGAGCACGUUGGAUUCAGCAGCCCUAGUGGAAAGAUAACGAUCGGUUUUAUUAUUUAUCGCACUGUCUAUACCCCGAAAUCAGAUAAAGAGAUCGAUUAUAUCGACGGAAAGCCGUACGAUAGCCAAGACCCUUUCCCCGAAACCAUCAUCAAGGAGACAUAUAAGAGCGUUAUUCUUGAAGAUCGAGAGCGCUAG